Molecule: messenger RNA, 191 nt
Organism: Protopolystoma xenopodis
Lineage: Eukaryota; Metazoa; Platyhelminthes; Monogenea; Polystomatidea; Polystomatidae
Source: the annotation of a GenBank genome assembly
CAACCAUCGAAGUUGGAGACAGCAUUCAAGAGAUUGAUUAUGUCUACGUUCGAGCAUUGUUUUCCUAUAGUCCUGCAUUAGAUCAAUUCACGCCUUGUCAGGAGGCUGGAAUGGCUUUCUUGAAAGGGGACAUUUUACAUCUGGUUAACACCGAGGAUCCACAUUGGUGGCAAGCAGUUAAGGAAGCCUAG